Messenger RNA from Lactuca sativa (garden lettuce), 2119 nucleotides. RefSeq names its product pescadillo homolog. NCBI's taxonomy places the organism in Eukaryota, Viridiplantae, Streptophyta, Magnoliopsida, Asterales, Asteraceae. Gene Ontology annotation, molecular function: RNA binding. Gene Ontology annotation, biological process: ribosome biogenesis; maturation of LSU-rRNA from tricistronic rRNA transcript (SSU-rRNA, 5.8S rRNA, LSU-rRNA). The record is from RefSeq and is a predicted model, not a curated record. Gene Ontology annotation, cellular component: PeBoW complex; nucleolus.
AUAGUUUCACUGACCGAAGAACAUACGGCCUCCCUUUCUUCCUCGCCGAACUUCGGCCACCCACAGCCUCCCUUUCCCUCUUCAGAGAAAGGCACCGUUCACCGGAGCACCUCACCGUCUUUCCUAGAAGCAGAUUCGUGACUGCUAGCAGCCAUGCCGAAACAUUACAGGCCUCCAGGGAAGAAGAAGGAAGGGAACGCCGCCAGAUACAUCACCAGGUCUCAGGCCGUUAAGUACCUGCAAGUCAGUCUUUCCGUGUUCAGGAGAUUAUGUAUCUUCAAAGGUGUGUUUCCUCGGGACCCGAAGAAGAAGGUGAAGGGAAACCACCAUACCUAUUAUCACAUGAAAGAUAUUUUGUUUCUUAAACAUGAGCCACUUCUUGACAAGUUUCGUGAGAUGAGAGCAUAUGAGAAAAAGGUAAAGAAAGCAAUGUCUAAGAAGAACAAAGAUCUUGCUGAACGCCUCUUGACACGCAAACCUUCUUACACACUUGAUAUGCUUAUCAGAGAGAGGUAUCCAAAGUUCAUUGAUGCAUUAAGAGAUUUAGAUGAUGGCCUCACCAUGGUGCAUCUUUUUGCUGCAUUACCUGCUAUAGAAAGGGAAAAUAUCCAAGCAGAAAGAAUCCAUAACUGUAGAGGGUUGAGUCUUGAAUGGCAAGCAUAUGUCUCUCGCACACAUAAAUUGCGAAAGGCUUUCAUAUCUGUGAAAGGCAUAUAUUACCAGGCUGAGGUUGAAGGGCAGAAAAUCACAUGGUUGACUCCUCAUGCACUACAACAAGUAAUGCCUCAAGAUGUUGAUUACAAGAUCAUGCUUACAUUCUUGGAAUUCUAUGAGACUCUUCUUGGAUUUGUUAAUCUCAGACUUUACAAUUCGAUUAAUUUGAAAUAUCCACCUAUUCUUGAUCCCCGAUUGAAAGCUUUAGCUGCAGAUUUAUAUGCUUUGACAAGGUAUGUUGAUGCUAAAGACAAAAAAGAUGGAGGAAAUCAUGAAGAAUCUGAACUUAGAUUAGCUCAACUUCAAGACCAACUUCCUGCUAAUGAACCUGGUGCAUUAAUGCAUCUUGUUGAAAACACUGCUGAUGAAAAUGAAGAUGAUGAAGAAACAACUGCAUGUAAAACCCUUUUCAAAGACAUAACAUUCUUCUUGAGUCGUGAGGUUCCAAGAGAAUCAUUGCUUUUUGUGAUUACUGCAUUUGGUGGGGUGGUGUCAUGGGAGGGAGAUGGAGCUCCAUUUGAGGAAUCUAACCAGAGCAUUAAUUAUCAGAUUGUUGAUAGGCCAACUCAGAGUCACAGGUUUAUUUCAAGAGAUUAUAUCCAGCCACAAUGGGUCUUUGAUUGCAUAAAUGCACGUGUUAUACUACCAACUGAAGAGUAUAUGGUUGGGAAGGUUCUUCCACCACAUUUGUCUCCAUUUGUGGACAAUGAAGCAGAAGGGUAUGUACCUGAGUAUGCAGAGACCAUUAAAAGGCUUCAAGCUGCUGCUAGAAAAGAGAUCCUCCCAAUGCCAGGUGGCGAACAAGAUGAUUUUGAUAAUGCCCAAAAUCUCCUUGCUGAAGGCAUCAUUGAUCGCGCUAAAGCCAAAGAAGCUGCUGAAAGAAAACGAAAGAUGGAGGUUUUUCAAGCGCAGUAUCAUGAGGAGCUAAAAGCAGAACUGGAAGGGAAGACAGACACAAACACACCCACUACACCUAAAGAGAGCAAGAAGAAGAAGAAGAAGGAGAAGAAUGUUGAUGAUGAAGAAGAAGAAGAAAUAGAAGACGAUGGAAAUCUGAAACAGUUUGCUGAUGAUAAUGACAACAUGUCAAAGGUUGCCAUGUCACGUAAAAAGAGGAGACUUUAUGAAGCCAUGAAGAUUUCGCAAGAAAGGAAAAAGGCAAGUGUGGACACUCUCAAGACAAGGAAGAAAAAUAUUCAAAAAUCCAAGAAAACAACAUCUGACUGAUUCAAGUUCCAUUUAGAGAUUCGAGGUCUGUGCUUUUUUAAAAGCAGGGAAUUAAAUUUUGUAGGUAUUUAUUUAUGUUUGAGUUUUAUAACUGUGGAUUUUUCUCAAAAUUUGGUUUUGGUUUGUUUCAGUAUCUGAUGAUAUUCUUACUAAAUCACAUAUGGCAAGACUUUGAAUU